GGAUUGAAGCCCGAUGACGCGAAGGUGGCCAGCAUUCGUGACUGGCCGCGUCCUUAGUCUGUAACUGAGAUGAGGUCCUUCUUAGGGAUGACGGGCUACUGCCGCAAUUUUGUCAAGAACUAUAGCAUAGUGACCGCCCCUUUGACGGAUUUGACUCGCCUUGACACCCCAUGGGAGUGGAUAGACAGGUGUGAGGCUGCCUUCAGACAUCUGAAGCAUGCUCUGACGCACCAUGAGGUCUUGAAACUUCCUGAUCCUGACAAGCCGUUUAUAGUAACCACGGAUGCUGGUCAAUAUGGCAUAGGCGUCGUGCUCGCACAGCAGGAGGGGCCAAAGUUGAGGCAUGUCGAGUACAUGUCCAAAAAGAUGCCCUCUCAGAAGUUGGCUAAGUCCAUCUAUGAGAAGGAGCUCUACACGAUUUACAAAGCGCUAACCCACUGGAGGCACUACCUCCUUGGGAGGUUCUUCUACGUCAGGAAUGAUCAUCAUACCCUGAAGUGGAUGAGAACCCAGCCUGUGCUUUCUGAUGCGCUGAAACACAUGAUCGAAGUCAUUGAGCAGUAUGACUUUGAGACCCAGUACAUCAAAGGAGAGUACAAUAGAGUUGCUGAUGCACUGUCACGUAGGCCAGACUUUCUUGGUGUGCUGAUUACUGAGUUUGAGCUUGCGGACGAUCUUACUCGUUCUCCGGUGGAAGCCUAUUGCGAGGAUCCGUUUAUGGCUGAGAUCAUACGCAGACUCGAGGCGAAGGACAAAGUGACUUCUGUCGAGUUUGAGUUGGUCAACGGCCUGUUGUUCCUUAAGAAGGCUGGGAAUAAACGCUUGUGUGUGCCUAAUCAGGAGUUUUUGCGUAGUUUAUUUUUAGGAGAGUGUCAUGAUGCCAUAAGACAUUUUGGAUACAAAAAGACUGCAGCUAACUUGCUGCAGCAGUUCUGGUGGCCCACGAUGAUGAAAGACGCCAAGCUGUACGUGGAGACUUGUCAGGUAUGUCUGAAAGACAGGCCACGUACACAGGCCCCUCUUGGGCUUCUCAAGCCCCUUCCGAUACCAGAAAGGCUCAGUGAGAGCCUGUCCAUGGAAUUAAUGGACACGCUGGUCACCAACAAGAGUGGAAUGCGAUAUGUCUAUGUCAUUCUGGAUUGGCUUAGCAAGUAUGCUAGGUUAGUCGCAAUGCCAACAACAGCCAAAAACGAGUACAUAAUUAAGUUGUUCAAAGAAAAAUGGGUCAGGGACUUCGGGUUACCAAAGUUUAUCAUUAGUGACCGGGAUGUGCGAUUUACCAAUGAACUGUGGAAGGCCGCAGCUGCAGAACAAGGGACACAACUGCAGAUGACUUCCGGCAACAACCUAGAGGCAAACAGACAAGCAGAGCAACUAAACCGUGUUGUUCAACACCUGCUGAGGCAUUACAUCAAGCCCAAUGAGGUGGACUGGGAUGAGAAACUUGCUCUCAUCGCUAGUCUGUAUAACAACGCAAUGCACAUCGAGCCUGUCCAUGGACUUAAUGGACACGCUGGUCACCAGCAAGAGUGGAAUGCGAUAUGUCUAUGUCAAUCUGGAUUGGCUUAGCAAGUCACGACUAUCUGGUCUCAUGUGUAUGAUGCUGCUCGGUUUCUGAAGUUCGCUAUCGCUCAUUUUCCUUGCAAUUGAAUAUUUCAAAAUAAUUAAAUUCGUUUAAAAUGAAUUAAAUUCGUUUAAAUUAAUUAAAUUCGUUUUAAAUCCAUUUAAAUUAAUUAAAUUCGUUUGAAAUCCAUUAAAAUUAAUUAAAUUCGUUUAAAAUUUAAUUAAAUUCAUUUAAAAUAAUUAAAUUUGUUUUAAAUCCAUUAAAAUUGAUAAAAUUCGUUUUAAAUC
This is a messenger RNA of Chara braunii, 1851 nucleotides long. The record is from the annotation of a GenBank genome assembly. Lineage: Eukaryota; Viridiplantae; Streptophyta; Charophyceae; Charales; Characeae.